Molecule: messenger RNA, 1936 nt
Organism: Labrus mixtus (cuckoo wrasse)
Lineage: Eukaryota; Metazoa; Chordata; Actinopteri; Labriformes; Labridae
Gene: spef1
Product: sperm flagellar 1
Exons: 7
Coding region: 694-1422 (242 amino acids)
Biological process (GO): regulation of cytoskeleton organization
Cellular component (GO): axoneme
Molecular function (GO): microtubule binding
Source: RefSeq, a predicted model, not a curated record
AACUGUUUUACCAACUGUUACUAUCCUUUCACGUUGUUUUGGUACUGCUUUUUCAAGAAAUAAUGUUGUUAAGGGAUUUUAAAGAUAUUGCACCAACUUGGGCACUUUACAGAUUUUCUUAUUAAGGAAUAAACCACAAAUGUUGCGACUUCUUCUCAACUUUUUGUCGUACUAAUUUAGGUAUGCUUGACUUUGUCAGACUGAAGUAGGCCUACAUGCAGUUUCUUUGGGUUUUUUUUGUAUGUUGACUCGAUAGGCUACUUGUUUUUGUCUUCAAGGUAUUUUAUAUUACAUUUUCUAUGCAGCAGACAUGAUCACACACUUCUCGCCUGAUAAUGCCAAUGAUUGUUUCCUUUCCUGAGAACUUUGAAAUUAUUUUUUUUCAAAUGUAUUUUCCUCUUAUUUAUUGAGAUUUCUUCUUUAUUCUGUAAGAUUGAGCUUACAAUAAAAAUGAAUCAUAAAAAAAAAAGAAAUGGUGCAAUUUUGUACGUCUCUUCACCUGGAAAGCCAUUAACCGGCGUGGACUAUAUAUAUAUAUUUUUUUUUUUUUGUAUCAGCGGUCGCCUAGCAACGCUCCAAACAACCAGUUCUCGGUGGUGGGGGGGAAGCUAACAAGCUAACUUGCUCUGUCAGAGAGUUUGGAGCUUCACAAACUUUCCUCAAAAAAACAGAUGUAGCAUUAAGAAAAAAAAAAUGGAUCGAGAACUGACUGAAGAGGAACUGCAGGAUUUAUACGCGUGGAUAGACAAAAUCCCUCUUUCCCGGCCCAAAAGAAACAUCACCCGAGACUUCAGUGAUGGAGUGAUGGCUGCAGAGGUUGUCAAACAUUUCUUCCCAAAGCUUGUCGACCUGCACAACUAUAUUCCUGCAAACUCCACUCAGCAGAAGCUCAGUAACUGGAACCUUCUCAACAGGAAGGUGUUUUCCAAGCUGAACUUUCUGGUGCCAGAGGAGACAGGGAGGAGGAUUGUACUGAGCACUGCAGGAGUGAUAGAGCCUGUACUGAGCGCCCUCAGGGACAAGAUAGACAAGAAACUGGAGCACCCUGCAGAGAAUGUGCUUAUCUGUAAUGAUUUGGAAUACUAUGACCACAAGAACCAGGACAAACAUCAUACAGAAAUCUGUCAGAAUGAAGCUAAGCUCCUUGCUCAGCUGGCCGUAGAGGAGAGGAAAAACGAUGGAAAGAGCAAAAUAAAGAACGGUAAACCACAGCAAACAGCACAGUUUUACCCAAACAUGGACCCAGCUCUACGGCUAAUCCUGCAGGAAAAAGAGAACGCUGUCUUGGCUUUGCAGGAGACAGUGGAGAUCUUACAGAUGAAAGUGAACCGGUUGGAGCAUCUAGUUCACCUGAAGGACACGAGGAUAGAAGAUCUGAUCCGACAUUUGGAGACGUAUAAAGGAAAAGGCAAAGCGCAGUGAUACACAAUAAACAAUACAAACAAACACACCGAUAACUGGCGCUCUGAGAUUCGACUCCAAUAAACUCUUUGAUUUAAAAUAAAACAUUUGUCGAGGAAAAGAUUCAGAUUAUUUAAUCUUUAGAUCAUUUGCAAAUGCAAGGACAGUGUUUGGUCUGGGGUUUAUUUAUUUACUUCAUGUUUCAAAAUGUGACACAAUCUCAUCGUUUAUAGAAUAAAAUAAUGACCUGCAGGUAUUGCAAAGUGUGUUCAUGUGUGUAAAUAUCUUCCCUGAAGAUGCUAGAUUACAUGGUUGUCGCCCUGUUUUAUUUAAAUUCACUUUUUAUUGUGAGGAGUGAGUUUUUUUUUAAUAGUGUUUGUGUCUCAACAGACUUAUUGGACCUUCUGCCAAGUGCUUAAUAACCUACAAAACACUUCCAUUAUCCACAUUGUCAUUUUAAAUAUCGAGUUACGCAGAGUAAAUUUGUAUAGAAUGGAAAUUAACCGACUUCUGCAAAUAAAAUGACGUGCAGCAA